Molecule: messenger RNA, 3809 nt
Organism: Rhea pennata
Lineage: Eukaryota; Metazoa; Chordata; Aves; Rheiformes; Rheidae
Gene: NFASC
Product: neurofascin
Exons: 28
Coding region: 1-3705 (1234 amino acids)
Biological process (GO): axon guidance; brain development; cell-cell adhesion
Cellular component (GO): plasma membrane; axon
Molecular function (GO): cell-cell adhesion mediator activity
Source: RefSeq, a predicted model, not a curated record
AUGGUAAUGCAAAGACCCCAGCUCACCCGCGCAGGAAUAGCAUUCGCCCUGUACCUCCAUCACCUCAUCAGUGCCAUUGAAGUUCCUCUUGACUCAAAUAUUCAGAGUGAAUUGCCUCAGCCCCCUACAAUCACCAAGCAGUCUGUGAAGGACUACAUCGUUGACCCCAGGGAUAACAUCUUCAUUGAAUGUGAAGCUAAAGGGAAUCCCGUUCCCACUUUUUCAUGGACGCGGAAUGGGAAGUUCUUCAACGUGGCAAAAGACCCCAAAGUAUCAAUGCGGCGGCGGUCAGGAACGCUGGUCAUUGACUUCCACGGUGGUGGCCGGCCAGAGGACUACGAGGGCGAAUACCAGUGCUUCGCGCGGAACGAUUACGGGACAGCACUCUCCAGCAAAAUCCACCUCCAGGUUUCUAAGUCUCCCUUGUGGCCCAAGGAAAAGGUGGACGUGAUAGAGGUUGAUGAAGGCGCUCCACUUAGCCUGCAGUGCAACCCACCACCUGGCCUGCCUUCUCCAGUCAUCUUCUGGAUGAGCAGCUCCAUGGAGCCAAUCCACCAAGACAAGCGUGUCUCCCAAGGCCAAAACGGGGACUUGUAUUUCUCCAACGUCUUGCUGCAAGAUGCCCAGACUGACUACAGCUGUAAUGCACGCUUCCACUUCACCCACACAAUUCAGCAGAAAAACCCGUACACCCUCAAGGUGAAAACCACCCGAGGGGUCACGGAAACGACUCCCAGCUUCAUGUAUCCGUAUGGGACGUCAAGCAGCCAGAUGGUGCUCCGGGGGGUGGACCUGCUGCUGGAGUGCAUUGCAUCAGGAGUACCAGCACCAGACAUCAUGUGGUACAAGAAAGGAGGAGAGCUCCCAGCAGGCAAAACCAAGCUGGAAAACUUUAACAAGGCCCUUCGCAUCUCCAAUGUCUCAGAGGAGGACUCCGGGGAGUAUUUCUGCUUGGCAUCGAACAAGAUGGGCAGCAUCCGCCACACGAUCUCAGUGAGAGUGAAGGCUGCUCCGUACUGGCUGGAUGAACCACAAAACCUAAUUUUGGCCCCUGGAGAGGAUGGCAGACUGGUUUGUCGAGCCAAUGGAAACCCUAAGCCUACAAUACAGUGGCUGGUGAACGGAGAGCCUAUAGAAGCUUCUCCCCCUAACCCGAGCCGUGAAGUGUCUGGAGACACCAUUGUAUUUCGAGAUACCCAGAUUGGCAGCAGUGCCGUGUACCAAUGCAACGCUUCCAACGAGCACGGGUACCUUCUCGCCAACGCCUUCGUCAGCGUCCUGGAUGUGCCUCCACGGAUACUAGCCCCUCGCAAUCAGCUGAUCAAAGUCAUUCAGUACAACAGGACCCGUCUCGACUGCCCCUUCUUUGGCUCCCCAAUCCCCACGCUCAGAUGGUUUAAGAAUGGCCAGGGAAACACUCUGGAUGGAGGAAACUACAAGGCACAUGAAAACGGGAGCUUAGAAAUGAACAUGGCUCGGAAAGAGGACCAGGGCAUCUAUACUUGUGUCGCUACCAACAUCCUGGGUAAAGCAGAGGCCCAGGUUCGCUUGGAGGUCAAAGAUCCAACUAGGAUUGUGAGAGGACCAGAAGAUCAAGUGGUGAAGAGGGGCUCCAUGCCUCGCCUGCAUUGUCGUAUAAAGCAUGACCCGACAUUGAAACUCACAGUCACCUGGCUGAAAGAUGAUGCCCCACUUUAUAUUGGAAACAGGAUGAAGAAAGAAGAUGAUGGUCUGACAAUAUAUGGUGUGGCUGAAAAGGACCAAGGCGACUACACCUGUAUAGCUAGUACUGAAUUGGACAAGGAUUCUGCUAAAGCUUACCUAACUGUGCUAGCAGUCCCUGCUAACCGUUUGAGAGACUUACCUAAAGAACGACCUGACCGGCCCCGUGACUUGGAGCUGACGGACCUGGCUGAAAGGAGUGUGCGGUUGACAUGGAUACCUGGCGAUGACAACAACAGCCCGAUCACAGACUACAUCGUUCAGUUUGAGGAGGAUCGGUUCCAACCUGGCAUAUGGCAUAACCACUCCAGCUAUCCCGGGAGCGUGAACUCAGCUGUCCUAAGCCUCUCUCCUUACGUCAACUACCAGUUCCGGGUGAUUGCCGUGAACGACGUGGGCAGCAGUCUGCCCAGCAUGCCCUCAGAACGAUACCAGACCAAUGGGGCACGCCCUGAAAUUAACCCAACGGGAGUUCAAGGAGCAGGUACCCAAAAAAACAACAUGGAAAUAACCUGGACGCCUCUGAAUGCAACUCAAGCUUAUGGGCCCAACCUCAGGUACAUCGUGAGAUGGAGAAGAAGGGACCCCCGAGGGAGCUGGUACAACGAGACAGUGAAGACCCCAAGGCACGUUGUCUGGAAUACACCCAUCUAUGUACCCUACGAGAUCAAAGUGCAGGCGGAGAACGACUUCGGCAGAGCACCAGAGCCUGACACAGUGAUCGGCUAUUCAGGGGAAGAUUUGCCCAGCUCCCCCAGGUAUUUAAGGAUCCGACAGCCUAAUCUGGAAACCAUCAAUCUGGAAUGGGAUCACCCAGAGCAUCCCAACGGAGUCCUCACAGGAUACAGCCUUAGAUAUCAAGCCUUUAAUGGAUCCAAAACGGGCAGAACCCUGGUGGAGAACUUCUCUCCCAACCAGACGAGGUUCACCCUGCAGAGGACAGACCCCAUCUCACGCUACCGAUUCUUCCUGCGCGCAAGGACCCAGGUGGGAGAUGGAGAAUCCAUUGUGGAGGAGUCGCCAGCCUUGCUGAAUGAAGCCACGCCAACCCCAGCUGCAACCUGGUUGCCUCCAACUACAAUCGGUCCAACCAGCCCUCCAAACACCACAACUAUCGCCACAACUACCACCACCACUACAGUCGCCACCACCACCACUACAGUCACCACCACCACCACCACCACUACAGUCGCCACCACUCUACCCACCACAACCGUCGCAACCACUACAACAACUACAGAGCGGGCUCCGGCAGCCACCACAAAGCAGGAGUUUGCCACCAAUGGAUCAUCCAUAUGGGACAUAAGAGCUUUGGCUAAUAGUAACUGGGCAAACAUCACCUGGAGCCACAAUUACUCUGCAGGAACUGACUUUGUGGUUAAGUAUAUCACCAGUAACAAGACAGAGAAAUCUAUCCCCGUUAAAGCUCAGACCCCUUCCUCUGUGCAGCUGGCUAAUCUGACGCCCGGGAUGAUGUACAAGCUGUGGGUUUUCCCCAUAUGGUCUAGCCCCAGCGAACACUCUUACAUUACCUUUACGACAAGCUCAGCUUAUACUAAGAAUCAUGUGGACAUCGCAACCCAAGGCUGGUUCAUUGGGCUGAUGUGCGCCAUAGCUCUCCUGGUUCUUAUUCUGCUGAUAGUGUGCUUCAUUAAGAGAAGCAGAGGUGGAAAAUACCCAGUGCGAGAUAACAAAGAUGAGCAUCUCAAUCCUGAAGACAAGAACGUAGAAGAUGGGUCAUUUGACUACAGCGACGAAGACAACAAACCGCUGCCAAACAGCCAGACCUCCUUGGACGGCACCAUAAAGCAGCAGGAGAGUGACGAUAGCUUGGUGGACUAUGGAGAGGGGGGCGAAGGGCAGUUUAACGAGGACGGCUCCUUUAUCGGCCAGUACACGGUGAAGAAGGACAAAGAGGAGACGGAAGGCAACGAGAGCUCGGAAGCCACCUCCCCAGUCAAUGCUAUCUACUCGUUGGCAUAGCGCAAUAUAUAUGUGAAACCAAACAACCUAAGCUAUAUGUAGUGGAUGGGGGUUAAACAACAGCCACCGCCACCACUGCCUCCAACAGAAACGUGUGAAUGAAA